Molecule: messenger RNA, 6544 nt
Organism: Monodelphis domestica (gray short-tailed opossum)
Lineage: Eukaryota; Metazoa; Chordata; Mammalia; Didelphimorphia; Didelphidae
Gene: MCM3AP
Product: minichromosome maintenance complex component 3 associated protein
Biological process (GO): mRNA export from nucleus
Cellular component (GO): transcription export complex 2; nucleus; cytoplasm
Molecular function (GO): nucleic acid binding
Source: RefSeq, a predicted model, not a curated record
GCGAACUUGACUUCCGCGCGCGGCCGGAAGCGCCUUCAGUCCGUCCUUGUUUACAGCCCGCCGGGGCUGUCGGCUCUUCGGCCUCUUCAUCCUUUUCCUCUCUGGCUUCGGAUUCGAGCCCUUGUCUUCUUUUUACGAUUGCCUGCCCGCCGGUGAAGAUGGAGCCCAGCUUGAGGCAGCAGGUGGCGUAGGCCACUCGCCUGUCCCGUGGCUCUUUUAGCCUGUUUUACAGCCUUCGGAUACUUGGUCUGGAAGAUGAACUCCAACAAUCCAUUUGGGGGGCAGCAAUCGAGUCUCUUCUCCACUCCUUCGGGUGCCUCUCUGGGGACGUUUCAGGUCCAGCCACCGUUUCGAUUCGGUCAGCCCUCUCUCUUUGGACAGAACAAUGUGGGCUCGGGGCAGAACGUAGGAUUCGCACAGACAUCCGGCUUUGCUCAGGCUGCUGGGGUCGGUCAGGCACCUUCAGGAGCCACGAUAGGAUUCCCACCCACCUCUGGCUUGGGGUUGUACCCUACUCAGGGCCAGGCUCCCGCCCUCACAGCGACUUCUGGACCUCCUGGUUCCUCUGUCCCCAGUAACCCGGGAUUUAGCUUCAAGCCUCCCACCAACCUUGGGGCUUUCCCUGGCACCACCAGCUUUGGCCUCAGCAGUGGGGAAACGGCCAGUUGUGGUUUGGGCCGGCCUGAGUUCAGCUUUAAGCCUCCAGAAAGUGCCACAUUCAGGCCAAUCUUUGGGGCAGAGUCAGAGUCAGAGAAGACUCAGAGCCAAGUCACUCCAGGCUCCUUCACAUUUUCCCACCCAGUGAGCAGCGGGCCCGAGGCUCUGGGCUCCUUCACGUUUUCCCAGGGGUCAAGCGGUGCAGGCACCGGCCCAAAUUUUACCUUCUCCAAACCAUCCGGCAACACCCCUUCCUCAGCCUUUGCCUCUGCCUCAUCAGGCCAGAAUUCAGAAGAGGAAAAGAGAGGCCCCAAACCUGCCUUUGGCAGUGCGGGGAGCAGCUUCACCAGCUUUGCUGGCUCCUUGCCAGGCUCUGUGGGGGAGCCCUUUGCUCUGAGCAAAGCAGCCUCCAAGCAAGGACGGGAUGACCUGGGCGGCCAGGGCGGGUCACUGCCUGGGCACAUGAAAGGGUUGAAACGGAAAGAAGACCACGACCGAUCUCCCAGGAGACGAGACUAUGAUGCCCCGGAUGACGCUGAACUCCUGUCCCGGGGUGAUCAUCCCCCAGAAAAGCGCCCUCCCCGACUGGCGCGACCACGGGGCGGUGGCGGCUUGUUUGGGCGGACACUGCAGGACAUGCUGAGAAGCAACAAAGAAGGGGGCCGCUUGGGGAGCAAGGAAGUGAAGAAGGAAGCCAGUGGUGGGGAGCCGGCUGAGACAGACCACUCGGUUCCAGUGGGAGCAACCCUCUCUGUGCUGCCCAUCCCUCGGCUGAAGGAGGAAGGCCUGGAUGGCAAAGAUGGCCAGGAAGGUACGUGCAGGCCACAGCGGAGGGCAGAGCCAGCCCCACGGGGAUACCCCACAGCUCCAUUCUCAGCCGCCCCCUUCUCGGCCCCUGCCACCCACCGAAUGCCCCCUCUUCUUGUCCCUUCCCCCGCAGCCUCCUCCAGCAGGGUCACCCCUUCCCACCGGGGGAAGAAGGAGAGUGUGGACAGCCCUGGCAGCUUGUCCCAGAGCGAGCUCACUGCCAUUCAGUGUAAGAACAUCCCCAAUUACCUCAACGACCGAAUGGUCCUGGAGAAACACUUUGGCCGAUUUGGGAAAGUGCAGCGUAUCUACCCCAGGCGCAAUCGGAAACUUGCCAUCAUCCACUUCUCUGACCAUGUGUCGGCCUCCCUAGCUCGGAAGAAAGGCAAAAGUUUACAUAAAGAUGUCCUCAUCUUUUGGCACAAAAAAAAGAUAAGUCCCAGCAAAAAGGACUUUUCCCCAAACGAGAAAAAUUCAAAUGAUGGGGAAGCCAUUCAGAGCUCUGAAGACCCUCCUUUCCAGCACUCACCACUGCGUAAACCUCUUUUGAGAGCUGCGGCCAGCAGCAGCCUUCUGAGCAAGAGUUCUCCGGUUAAGAAAUCCAGCCUUGCCAAGUCUCUUCAGUUUGAAGGGGAGCCCUUUGAGGCUGGGCCCGAGGCCCAGAGCUCAGACACCCUGGGCCUGGCCGUGACCACCCUCGGCACCCUGAUGGGUACAGUGGCUGAGACAUCCGAGGAGAAAUACCGCCUCCUUGACCAGAGGGACAAAAUCAUGCGGCAAGCUCGUGUCAAAAGGACGGAUCUGGAUAAGGCGAAAGCCUUUGUCGGGACCUGCCCGGAUAUGUGCCCUGAGAAAGAACGGUACAUGCGAGAGACCAGGAAUCAGCUGAGCUCUUUCGAGGUGGUCCCCGGGACGGAUCAGGUUUGCCACGCGGCCGCGAUAAAGGAGUACAGCCGCUCCUCCGCUGACCAGGAAGAGCCCCUGCCCCAUGAGCUGCGUCCCUCGGGGGUGCUCAGCAUGACCAUGGACUACCUCGUCACUCAGAUCAUGGACCAGGGGGCAGGCAGCUCGCGAGACUGGUAUGACUUUGUGUGGAACAGGACCCGCGGAAUAAGGAAGGACAUCACCCAGCAGCACCUCUGUGACCCGCUGACCGUGUCGCUGAUCGAGAAGUGCACCCGCUUCCACAUCCACUGUGCGCACGCCCUGUGUGAAGAGCCCAUGUCCUCCUUUGAUGCCAAGAUCAAUAACGAGAACAUGACCAAGUGUCUCCAGAGCCUCAAAGAGAUGUACCAGGACCUGGCCAACAAGGGCAUCCUCUGCGCCAGCGAAGCGGAAUUUCGAGGCUACAACGUCCUGCUCAACCUCAACAAGGGCGACAUCCUGAGGGAGGUGCAGCAGUUCCAGCCCAAGGUCCGGAACUCUCCAGAGGUGAAGUUUGCGGUCCAGGCCUUCGCAGCCCUUAACAGCAACAACUUUGUACGGUUCUUCAAGCUUGUCCGGGCAGCCUCCUACCUGAAUGCUUGCCUCUUGCACUGCUACUUCAACCAGAUUCGCAAAGAUGCGUUGCGGGCUCUCAAUGUGGCCUACACAGUGAGCACUCAGAGAUCAACCAGCUUCCCCUUGGAUAACCUGGUGCACAUGCUGUGGUUUAGAGAUGCCGAGGAAGCUACCGAUUUUUUGAGUUACUAUGGCCUCAGUGUGUCCGAUGGCUGCGUUGAGCUCAAUCGUUCAGCCUUUUUGGAACCCGAGGGUUUGUCCAAGGCAAAGAAGUGCACUUUUAUCACUGAGAAGAGGACGGUCUCGGUUGGAGAAGUGGUGAAUGGAGGCCCGUUGCCCCCCAUCCCUCGUCACAUCCCAGUGUGCAGCUUCAACAUGCAGAACAAAUAUGUGGGCGAGAGCCUGGGCCCUGAGCCUGCCCUGGGUGCACAGAAGCUCAGUUUGGAGGCUGGAGGAGGGGGGAAGGCUGUGGAAGAAGCCAGCCCUGGGACAGAGGCACCAGUGCUGCGUGUCCCACCACAGCCCCUGCUUAUGCCCCUGGCUCAGCCGCUGUCAAGCCAGACCACAGGGCCACCGCCAGUCCUUGUGGCUCCUGCGCCUGCGCCGCCAUUGGCCGCCUCAUCGUCUCUCUUUCAGCCCAUUGGGCAGCCCGAGCUGCCGCCUCCCAAGCCUCGGCCUGGCUACACUGACAAGGACAUUGUGGAAGUUGUCAAUGGCCUCGUCCAGGAUGUCCUCAGAAACUGUUGCCAAGAAAUCAGCCAGGCCGGAGCUGCCUAUGUGGCUGUAGCCCGCAGCAUGUCCAAGAUAAUCGCAGAGGAGCUGUUGGCUACCGCCACAAGAGACCUUUUGAGGCAGGCUGCUGCUGAAGAGCUGAAUAAAGAAAGAGAAAGAAUUAAGGAAGAGCAGAGAAGAGCUGAAGAACGAAGACGGAAGCAGGAGCGAGAGCGCCUCUUGGCCCAGCUGAGCCAGGCACUGGCAGUUGAACUGAUGGAUCUCGUGGUGGCUGAAUGUGUACGGGAAACCUCAUCCCGAGAGUUGAAGCGCGCUGUGGAAACUGAGAGGAGGGCCUGUGUGGCCCGUUGUUCUGAAGACGUCUGGGAUCAUCUCAUGGACUUGUUCUUAGAGGAGGAGAUUUUCCAGAGUGCCAGGGAGACCCUGCAGGAACUCCAGUGUUUCUGUAAAUGCUUGCAGCGGUGGAGGGACGCUGUGGCUGCCCGGAAAAAGCUGAAGAGACAGAUGAGAGCAUUCCCUGCAGCUCCCUGUUGUGUGGAUCUGAGCAACAGACUGCAGGCCUUAUCCCCUAGUGCCGAGUGUCCAAUUGCUAAAGAGAACCUGGCCAAGGGAGUCCUGAAUCUGGGGCACGCAGGCAAACUGGGGGUCUCUUGCACCAGGUUACGGUGGAUGAGACACAGGACGAUCCACCAAAUGAAGGUUCAGUAUUUCUACCAGCAGUUGCUCAGUGAAGCCGUGUGGACUCCUCUGGACCUGCCGGCCCUCGUUGCCGAGCAUUACCCCGGGCACAGGGAGCAGGUGUUCUGGAAGCUGCUGGUGGUGCUGCCUGACAGCGAGGAGCCCGCCUUGGGCUAUUCCAGCAGGGUCCUGGCAAGCUGGCUAAAAGUCAAGUUCAUGGGAAGCGAAGAUCUGCCGAGCCGGGCCCAGCAGCCUUCGGACGGCAUUCAGACGCUGACCUUGUUGAAUGGCUCUGCCACCAAAGGGGAUCGGCCCGUUUGGGUCAACGUGUGCGUGAAGGUGGCUCACGGCCUGCUCAGUGACUCGGCCCUGGACGCCACCGAGACGCAGAAGGACCUUCUGGGCACCAGCGGCCUCCUCUUCCUGCUCCCCCCCCCUGGAAAGGGUGCCGAGGAGGAUGAGGACGACACAUACUGGCUCACGGCCUUGCUGCAGCUCAAGCAGCUCCUGCAGGCAAAGCCCUUUCACCCCCUGGUGCCCCUGGCGGUUCUUGUACCCAGUGAAGAAGGGGCUGCCGAGGCUGAAGUGGAGGAAGGUCUCAUGCUCCCAGACUUAGUUUCCUCCCAGCUGAUUUCAGAUUACGUCGUCAUGGGCAUCCCAGCCUCAGUCAGCGAUCUCCAAGGCACCCACAGGGUGUCCCAGGCCGUCAAGUGGCUGGUCUCUCACUGCCCCAGCAGCCUGGAGCUCUGCUGCCAGACUCUGCCGCAGUACAUCGAGGACGGCGUGAGCCGGGAGUUCAGUGACCGCUUCUUCUACGACCGGAAGGAGCGGCGCCUGGCUGGCCUGGCCUCGCAGGAGCCCAGCGCCAUCAUCGAGCUCUUCAACAGUGUUCUGCAGUUCCUGGCAGGGGUGGCCGCCUCCGAGCACCUCUGCCACCUGUCCUGGCCCAUCACCGAAUUUGCCGAGCCUGGGGGCAACAAGGUGCUGCCUCACCUCCAGUGGAACGCCCCCGACCACCUGGCCUGGCUCAAGAAGGCCGUGCUCUCCUUCCAGCUGCCCCACAUGGACCUUCCCCCGCAGGGUGCUCCCUGGCGUCCCGUGUGCACCAUGAUCUCCCAGUACGUUUCCCAGAUCCCGAGCUGUCGCCAGACUCAGCCCAUCCUUCAGUCACAGGUGGAGAAUCUUCUGAGCCGGACCUACGCCAGGUGGAGGAACAAAGAGCUCUGGGCCCUGGGUGAGACGGGCCCCUCCGUGGACGACAUUCCCUGGGAUGACAUCCUGGCUCUCUGCAUUAACCACAAGCUGAGGGACUGGAAGCCACCCAGACUGCCCGUCACGUCAGAGGCUCUGAGUGACGACGGCCAGAUCUGCGUUUACUUUUUCAAGAGCCACUUAAAAAACUACAACGUUCCCAGCUCGUGGGAACAGGCCAGGCUGCAGACCCAGAAGGGGGCCCCGAGGCACGAUCAGGGACGUCUGGGCACGAAAUCCUCUCGCUCGCCCGCCAAGGGCUUCUCCUCUCCGUGGCUCCAGGUCCCCCACAGCAGGCCCAGAGGCCCAGAGAACGGGCGGGUGGGCCGGGUGCCCGAUGCCAAGGAGCUCACCCACACGGCCUCGGCCGAGGAGCUGCUCCCAGAGCGCCUGUCGGCCAGCCUCCAGCUGGAGAAGGAGGAGAGCAAGAGAUUUGAAGAUCGGCUGCGCCAGUGGCUGGCCGGGGACCUGGAGCCAGGGGCAGAUGCCAGCUCCCUCCCCCUCUACCUCCCCCAGGCGCUGGUAGCGACACCCCAGACCCUUCAGCCCGUGCUACGGAUGGUGGCGGCGGCGGCGGCACCUGCCGUCCCCCAGGACGAGGAGAGCGCCGAGCAGCCGCCGCCGUCCCCGGAGAUGGACGCGUCUUUGACCGAGAAGCUGAGGCGCUUGGAGAGCCUGAUCGAAAGGACCAAAGAGGAGGAGCUCGCCUGCGAGCGCCAUCUCUCCACACUGCUGGACAUGGUGGACAUUUGAGGGGGGGCCCCAGAGGCGCUCUGCGGAUGCUGCGCCCCCAGCCGGACGGGCCAUCAAUCAUGGAACAGGCCCGCUCUGGCCGGGCCUGGGGCGCCGGCCCCGAGCCUACCUCACAGGGUUGUUGUGAGGACAGGAUCAUGUGUGUAAAGUGCUUGCCAAGACCCCC